Sipha flava (yellow sugarcane aphid) is the source of this 546-nucleotide messenger RNA. Its product is annotated as ABC transporter G family member 20-like. Gene Ontology annotation, molecular function: ABC-type transporter activity. The coding region runs from base 1 to 546 and encodes 181 amino acids. Gene Ontology annotation, cellular component: membrane. The transcript is spliced from 5 exons. The record is from RefSeq and is a predicted model, not a curated record. Lineage: Eukaryota; Metazoa; Arthropoda; Insecta; Hemiptera; Aphididae.
AUGUUCUAUUCUGCCUUAUGGAUAAAUAGAGAAAUUCAAAAUGGAUAUAUGAUGAGAAAUAUAGUUGCAGGAGUAACGAUUUAUGAAAUUAUAUUGAGUUUUUUUAUCACACAUUCAAUAUUUUCAAUACUUCAAGCAUUUUCUUUCUUUUUUUUGGUCGAAUUUUUCCUGGAUAUUAUCUGGCGUAGUUCUUUAUUACUAAUUAUCCUAAUAAACAUUGGUGUCGGUAUCUGCGGGAUGAGCAUCGGUUUGAUGAUUGGUGUAUUCGUUGACAGUGAGGUCAAAAUAUUUCUGACGAUACUGAUUGUAUACUUCGAAAAUGUUAUUGUAACUGGUCUUUUUUGGCCAUUAGUUUCAACAUCUGCUUUGAAGUUAUUAGCAUUGAUAUCACCGUUGUACCUUCCAUUAAAAACGGCUGAAGAACAACUAAUCAGUGGACGAAACGAUGAAUUCAAAAUUAUUUACGUCAUCGAAAUGCGUAUCGAGAAAAUUCUAGAAUCGUACAUGUUUGGAACCAAUGACGUUCUCGAAUCUUCUGUGCGCUAA